Messenger RNA from Didymodactylos carnosus, 2133 nucleotides. Lineage: Eukaryota; Metazoa; Rotifera; Eurotatoria; Philodinida; Philodinidae. The record is from the annotation of a GenBank genome assembly.
AUGGUACUUGAGCAAACUGAAACAGUUGAAGAUGAUAAUAUCUGUGUAUUACACAGAUAUUAUCAUACUUGUUACGUAGAGACACAGUUUGUAUCUAUGUCUGAUGAUUCUGAUGAUAAUGAUAGCGGCUACUAUAGUGCUCCUAAUCUGACAAACAGACGAAUAUUGUAUGUUUGUACUAAAUCAGCCUCUUCUAACAGAGGUCGGAUGCCCGAAAAAUAUCAAACGUAUGUUACUUCACCAAUAUCAAAAAGUAGAAACAGUGGUCAACAAUCUCGUCGUGAAUUAGCUAUCGAUAAUCUCUCAGACUAUGAUGAAACUCACAGUCGUCCACUGUACGAAAGAGAAAAUGAUGAUAAAUAUUUAGCUCCCAGAAGAAAGAAUCAUAGAUGGUUCGAAUCACCGAUAGAUGGACCUAUACGUUCAAUUAACGUUGACGAAAACUACUUUAAUGAUGAUGUAAGAACAACAACUGCUGCUGCUAAAUUACAUCAAUGGCAGCAGCAAAAAGAACAACAACAAAUAACAUCGACAUCAAUAUUAAACUUUAUAUCAUCACGAAGAAUGGAAUAUGUUUUGCUAGAUAAGAAGAAACAUCGAAGUUGUCAAAAUUGCAUUAGUGUCAAUUGGUCGUUUUCUUCGCCAUCAUCAACUGACACAAAAAUAUGCGAAGUAGACUCAUCAAGAAAUGAAUGUUACAAGCCAUGUAUUAUACCAAAUGUUAUUGUAGAUGGAGACUAUAUAAUGUUUCAUCCUAGAAGAAGUUCAUCAACAUGUGUUCUACUUGGAAAUUGUCCACUGCCAUCAACAGGAAAACAUUAUUGGGAAUUGUUCAUACCAGCUGUCUAUGGAACAUCAAUUAUGUUUGGAGUUGCAACUAAACAACAAAAAUUGUCAUGCACUGGCUUUAAAGAUUUAAUUGGAACGGAUGAAAAUGGUUGGGGUCUAUCGCAUAAUGGUUAUCUAUGGCAAAAUGGUACGUGUAAGCGAUAUAUGAAACCACUGCAAGUAUUAGAAUCAGCAUUAAUUGGCCUCCUUUAUGAUAGUGAUAAUGAUACACUUUCUUAUACAAUCAAUGGUGAACAUCGUGGAAUUGCAUUUAAAUCACUGAAGAAUAACAACAACAAUUGUUUUCUAUAUCCGGCAAUAUCAUCGACAUCUGCUCAAAGUAUAGUUAUAUUAGGACAUCGGUGUAAAACAUGUUCAACAUUAAAAGAAAAUUGUUUGAGAAAACUUAGAACGAUGGUAGUGGAACAUAAUAACAAUCAAUUUGAUUUACCAAAACAUUUACUUCAACAAUUCAAUAAUCAUGAAAAACGAUUGCAAAAUAGCACUUCAUAUCAAAAAGAUCGUAUUAAUAUUGAUCAUAUAACUGAUGAAGAAUGUAAAACAUUGACCAGUCUCAUACUUGAUAAUACUGCAUACCUAUCAAAUAUUGUUGAAGUUCACAAUAAUAAUAUUUUCAUUUAUUAUUGCAUCAUAAGACAAGCACUAUCACAACGAACUGCAGCAGCUAUUUUUGGCAAAAGUCAAAGUCAAAUAUCUUAUAUUAUGAAUAACACAACAAAUAAAUUAAAAGCACAGUUUGUCGAUAAAUUUUUGGGAUCAACUGCGUGGAGCAGAGAUAGAAUCAUUCAAGAAACACCACGUUGGAUUACUGAUGUUGUUCCUAAUGCACGUUGCUUAAUUGAUACAACAUAUUUAUAUAUACAGAAAACAAAAGAUUUUAGUAUACAAAAAAGACAUAUUCUAUGCACAAAGGAAACAAUUACAACAGAUAGUGAAACUAAUAAAAUAUUCGAUAGUGCAUUAGAUAUUAUUGUAGCGGAUCGAGGAUAUAGUAGCUGUAUUGGGCCAUUUACAUUAGUAACACCAUUAUCUAUUAGAAAAGGAGAAAAACAAUUGUCACAUUCCGCUCAAUUAAGUACAUAUAUUAAUGAUGUGACAACAUGGAAAUAUGAAUAUCAAAAUACAGACGAUGACGAUUUAGAGUCAAUCAAUGAUAGUAAUAUUGAUGAUGAUGAUUUAGAAUCGGUCGAUGAUAGUAAUAUCAAUGAUGAUGAUUCACGAGAUGAUAAUAACAUGUACUCCAAUGAGUCAGACCGCGCGGUUUCCAGUAUGGAGAAUGAUUAA